CUAAAUCUCCAAUAAAUAUUCUCAAAUGAAUAUUUAAUUUAGGCAAAGCCUGAAUUUCUAGCGAUUCUUUAAACUAUGUAAAUGAAAACAAUAAAAUACCCGGAGAGAAAAGAAAAAGAUACUGGCACAUUACAAAUGUACACAAAAUUAAAAGCGCGAUGAAAAAUAAGUGAAACGGAAAAACAAAAGACCGCUGAGUCUCGAGGGAAAAUGACUGUUCUUGAGUACUUUUAAUGAAGGAAAAUGUACUGUUUUUGAAAUAGUGAAUAGUUGGCGGAAUGAGGAUCGAGAGGACAUGCUUCUGGUCGAUGCUGCAGGCGCUGGCUUUGUUGCCUACUAUGGCUUUGAAAGAUGCUCAAACAACUACAAAGAAAUUCCCCGAUGACCCGGAGUUUGAGCGGCCGAUCGGCAACCAAACAUUUUUCCUCGGUCGCGAGGCAGUGCUAGGAUGCGCAGUCACCAACCUGGGCAAGCAUAAAGUGGGCUGGCUCAGAGCAGAAGACCAAACAGUCUUGACCAUGCACGACCGAGCGGUGCUGGGCGCCCGCUACUCCGUCAGCCGAGACUCUCCUCGGACUUGGCAGUUGAGGAUUCGGCCCCUUAGAGCGGAGGACCGCGGUUGCUACAUGUGCCAGAUCAACACGCAGCCCAGUAUGAAGUGGCAGAUCGGGUGUAUAGACGUUUUUGUACCCCCCGACAUCGUGAGUGACGAUACGUCCGGCGAUGUCUCCGUGCAGGAGUUGGAGAACGCUACCCUCACAUGCAAGGCCACUGGCCACCCGCCCCCCAAAAUCACCUGGAGGAGGGAGGAUCACGAACCGAUCCUGCUGAAGAAGACGCUGUCAAGAGAGUUUGUCAAAGUUGAGAGUUACGUGGGCAGCUCACUGCCGUUAUGGCGGGUGGACCGCAAGCAGAUGGGAGCGUUUCUCUGCAUCGCGUCCAACGACGUGCCGCCCGCGGUCAGCAAAAGGAUCAUUUUACUUGUAAAUUUUGCACCAACAGUUAAAGUGCCAAACCAACUGUUAGGGGCGCCACUGGGCACGGACGUCAAACUGAAGUGCUACGUGGAGGCCUACCCCAACACCAUCAACUAUUGGAUUAAGAAUAGGGGAGAGAUGCUGCUGGACGGGCCGAAAUACACGAUAAGAGAGGAGAAAUCGUCAUACAAAGUGUCGAUGUGGCUGACGAUCCGGCAGUUCGCUCGGAGCGACAUCGGAACCUACAACUGCGUCAGCACCAACUCGCUAGGCAAAAGCGAGGGCACGCUCAGGCUUUACGAAAUCAAAUUAAACUCCUACAAUGAAGACUUCAGCAAUCAAAUCAGCGUAGCUGGAGGUCUCACAGAAGCAGCCAAAGGAAACUCAACGAAUAAAUUACUAUUCAAAAGGACUUUGUUAACCAUACUGUUUUGUUACCUCACAAAUGUUUACAUGUUUACGUAGUCGUUAUAUGUGUAAAUAGGUGUUACAUAUCGUUUAGGCAUGGGUGAUAAAGGAUCACUUAAUUAUUGUACAGUCGCGGUGAAAUUACUAGGUACUAUGUUUUACAUUGUGGAUAUUCCAUACCAUCUACAAUCUACAUAUACAUAUUAAACAUAUCAAUAAUAGGUCACUCACGUAUUUUAAGUCGAGUCUGCGCCGGUCCGUCCCCGUCGACGCAAGCUC
Molecule: messenger RNA, 1664 nt
Organism: Cydia strobilella
Lineage: Eukaryota; Metazoa; Arthropoda; Insecta; Lepidoptera; Tortricidae
Product: limbic system-associated membrane protein-like
Exons: 9
Coding region: 279-1442 (387 amino acids)
Cellular component (GO): neuron projection
Source: RefSeq, a predicted model, not a curated record